Molecule: messenger RNA, 765 nt
Organism: Tarenaya hassleriana
Lineage: Eukaryota; Viridiplantae; Streptophyta; Magnoliopsida; Brassicales; Cleomaceae
Product: C2 domain-containing protein At1g63220-like
Exons: 5
Coding region: 153-593 (146 amino acids)
Source: RefSeq, a predicted model, not a curated record
ACGCACGCACGUUGUCCUGACGAAAGCGAACGCUGGAAAUAGACUCUCUUUUGACAGAUCCGAGAGCGACUAGACAAAACCUUCCUCUCUCUCGGGGAUCUGUUCUUCGCAUUUUCUGUUCCGUGAGAGAGAGAGAAAAAAAAAGAGAAGAAAUGCCUCAAGGAACUCUGGAAGUUCUUCUUGUCAACGCCAAGGGUCUCGAAGACUCGGAUUUCCUGAAUAACAUGGAUCCUUACGUGGUUAUCACUUGCCGGACGCAAGAUCAGAAGAGCAGUGUCGCAUCAGGACAGGGAUCGACUCCGGAAUGGAACGAGACAUUCAUGUUCACUGUCUCCGAAGGAACAUCAGAACUGAAACUGAAGAUCUUGGACAAAGACACCGGCACUCAGGAUGACAGUGUCGGAGAAGCACUUAUUACACUGGAGCCGGUUUUCAUGGAGGGAAAGAUCCCACCAAAAGCAUACAAUGUGGUGAAAGAUGAGGAAUACAAAGGGGAGAUCUGGGUCGGCCUCACUUUCACUCCUCUGGAAACUCGUGAAAUUGAUUUUGAAGAAUCCUAUGGAGGCUGGAAGCAAUCUGAAGAAUCAUACUAAGUGAAACCAAACCAAGUGUUUGUUCUAUUGAUUGACAAUAAAAAUGAAGAGAGAACAAGUUUGUUUUUCUUUUGUCCGUUCCGUUUGGAUCUGUCUGGUUUGGAACUCAGUUUCUGUGUUUCUUUCCGUUCUGUUCUCAAGCUUUCUUCAAAUAUCUGUCAGGUUUUUUCUC